Messenger RNA from Gavialis gangeticus (Gharial), 3662 nucleotides. RefSeq names its product TATA-box binding protein associated factor 4b (gene TAF4B). Bases 1 to 2433 code for a protein of 810 amino acids. The record is from RefSeq and is a predicted model, not a curated record. Gene Ontology annotation, biological process: transcription initiation at RNA polymerase II promoter; DNA-templated transcription. The transcript is spliced from 16 exons. Gene Ontology annotation, molecular function: RNA polymerase II general transcription initiation factor activity; DNA binding; protein heterodimerization activity. Gene Ontology annotation, cellular component: transcription factor TFIID complex. Lineage: Eukaryota; Metazoa; Chordata; Crocodylia; Gavialidae.
AUGAAACGUAAACUCAGUCUCACUGAGCUUGUGUAUAAAGACAGGGGCGCGCUGGUGGCCGCUGUGCCGGCCGCCGCCGGCCCCAAGCUGCCCCCCGCGCAGGUCGUGGCGCCCAAAGCCCCGCAGACCCCCACCAUCCAGCUCCCCGCCAACUUCCAGAUCCCGCCAGGAACAGUUCUCAUCAGAAGUAGCAAUGGUCAGCUGAUGUUAGUAUCUCAACAAGCAAUAGCUCGAGCACAGAGCCAGACGCAAAAUAAUACAAGUGCAAGACCAUCAAUACCUACAAGCACACCUGCAGUCAGAAUAUGUACUGUACAGAAUCCUGGCUCCCAGUUACUAAAAAAAGUCAUAGCAACUCCUGUGAAAACAGUAUUGCAAACCACAAAUUCUGUGACCUCUACUGUUCAGAGACCUGCUGUAGUACAGCCAGCAGCUGUAACUGCCAGUGCUACUACUAUUACUGUUGUGAAGCCUUCAACUACUGGAGCAUCUGUAAAGCCUCCAAUUACAGGACUGCCUGCACAACCUAUCACCCAAAAGGCUGCCUCUGUCAAAGCAGAAAGCGUAACGGUAGCGCAGGCCAAUCCUUCUACGGAAAUGUUAGAGAAUGUGAAGAAAUGCAAGAAUUUUCUUGCAACGUUAAUAAAGCUGGCAUCCAGUGGAACUCAAGCCCCAGAAAUGGGACAGAAUGUGAAGAAUCUGGUACAAAAUCUGUUGGAAGCAAAAAUUGAACCAGAAGAAUUUACAAAAAAACUAUACAUAGAACUCAAGUCUUCUCCACAACCAUACCUGGUCCCUUUCCUCAAGAAAAGUCUGCUUGCCUUACGGCAGCUGAUGCCCAAUGCUCAGAGCUUUAUCCAGCAGUGCAUGCAGCAGCAGUCUCCAGCCCAAGAAGCUGUGUCUACCCAGAUCUCUUCAGCAACGACUUCCACUGUUCCAGUGACAACAUCAGCUGUGGCAACGACCUGUCCUCAGCCCACAAAAUCAGUCCUUUCCUCCACAGUGGUCACAACCUCUCAAGCUGUAAAACCAGUUCUAUCCGCUGCAGUGGUGAGAGCACCACCAACAGUUUCACUCCAGACUGUGAAACCAGUCCUUGCUUCUGCUCCAGUGACAGCCACUCUUCAACCUGCAAAUCCAAUUUUUACCUCUACAGUAGCAACGACACCACUCACAACUAUCCAUGUUGUGAAGCCAGUCUUUACCUCUUCAGUCGCAAUGAACUCGCUUCAGGCUGUGAAGCCAACUUUAGUAUCAACGUUGAAGCCGGUCUUGGCCUCUACAGUGGCAACUACAGCAACAACCUCUCUUCAGUCUGUGAAACCAGUCAUUGGGACUCCUAUUAGUAUUAAAAUUACACAACCCAACUCUCUUCUUGCUCAUUCAGGCAGUACUCAGCAGGCAAUUAAAGUGAAACAGCUGCUAGUGCAACAGCCAUCAGGAGGCAUGGGAAAACCAGUGGCCACCCUUCCACAAACCUCUGUGCUGACUCUUCAAACACCCGCUAAUAAAAGGAUGCCACUAAAUGCGCUAAUUCAGUCUAACCAGUUUCCUGCAGGUUCCAUUGUGAAACAGAUCACCCUGCCAGGAAAUAAACUUCUGUCGCUUCAAGCAUCUCCUGUUCAGAAAAAUAAAAUAAAAGAGAACGGAACAACAUCCUUCAGAGAUGAAGAUGAUAUCAAUGAUGUAACUUCUAUGGCUGGGGUCAACCUUAAUGAGGAGAAUGCAUGCAUCUUGGCAACAAAUUCUGAUCUAGUUGGUACGGUGAUCCGAUCUUGUGCAGACAAUCCAUUCCUCUCCUCAGAGGUGCUGCAAAAGAAAAUUUUAAACAUAGGUAAAAGGCAUGACAUUAUGGAACUUAACUCUGAUGUUGUGAACUUGAUCUCCCAUGCUACACAGGAGAGAUUACGAGGGCUCCUAGAAAAACUGACUGUAAUUGCUCAGCAUCGAGUGACAAACCAUAAGGAGAACAGUAAGUACAUAGUGACCAGUGACACCAGAGCACAGCUUAGGUUUCUUGAGAAGCUGGAUCACAUGGAAAAACAGAGAAAGGACGAAGAGGAACGAGAAAUGUUGUUACGAGCAGCCAAGAGUCGCUCCAAUAAAGAAGAUCCAGAGCAGCUGCGAUUAAAGCAGAAAGCUAAAGAGAUGCAACAGUUGGAGCUGGCACAGAUGCAACAGAGAGAAGCCAACCUCACGGCCUUGGCAGCCAUUGGACCAAGGAAGAAAAGACCACUGGAUUCAAACAUUGCAUCUGGGCUGGAGGGCUUGAAUGGAAAUGGAACGGCUCUUGGAUCAUCUGGUUUUAGCCUUACAAAACAGCUGCUUCGUCCAAGAAUAACACGUGUCUGUCUCAGGGACUUGAUAUUCUGCAUGGAACAAGAGAGGGAGAUGAAGCAUUCUCUGGUCUUGUACCGUGCUUUUCUGAAGUGAUGAUUCAAAUCUUGCAUUUUGAUUCUUGCUGUCUACUGCCAAAGAAAACACUGAAGCAUUGUUGCACUGUCCUGAAAUUCCAAUUUCCGGAAGAUGAUCCAUUAAAAGGAUAACUUUUUGUUUACAGAUAUAUAUAAUUUAGCACCUGUAGGGGGGUUUUAAUAAAUAGUAUUUUGCUUAAACCAGUCUGUAAACCAGUGAAGACACUGAGCACACAUCAAUACCCAACUACCUGCAUGCAUUUAACUGUCUUGCAGGCUGAGGGCUUGAGACAUGUACUGAGUUUAUGUAUGUCACAUGCUUCAAUACUCCAAAGUCUGCAACAUCUGUUCUAUGUGUAGUGCCUUCCUCUAAUCCAGUCUUAUUUAGGGAAACAAAUAAAAAUUUUAUAGGCACCGUGCAGCAUGACGAAUGUAUUUAAUCAUGAACCAGCAGUCAGUCAACAAGCUAAUGUAUUGCCUGACUCGGCAUCUCCUUCAGUUUCUUUGUUUGAGAAUUACUACUAAAAACUAUUUUAAAGAGAACAAGAUAGAGAGAGGUGGGAGGGAGCCCUCUCUUUCUUUCUUAUUCUCUCCAGAGGAAGAAAAUAAAGGUGAGUAUAAAUGCACAAGUUCCUGUGAUGAGUUGCAUGUCCACUGGGUUUGGAAAAGAUGAGAUUUGAUGAGAGUUGAUAAGACCUGGAAAAACAAAACAAGCUAGACCUAAAUGUCUCCCUUAAUAGUUAUCUGAAAUAGCAACAAGAUCAACUAAAUCUUAAACAAAAAUUCAAAAGUAACCUGCCUUGACUGCAAAAAAAAAAUUGUAAAUGUGAAAAAUUCUAAGAUUUUACAAUUAAAGAGAAGAAAAAAAACAACCAAACCAAAACAACCUUUUAAAAAAGAGAGAAGUGCUUGCAAGGGGCAGAGCAUUCACUUUUCUGAGAAUGUAAAUUUGAUUACCCUGAUACCUGUGCUAUCAUAAAGAUGUGCAAAAUAUCAUAAUUUGGGAUAUAAGGAAACAACUUGAAUAUUAACUGGUUGAACCAUUUGCCUGGUUCCUGGUCAGUGAAGGGAACCCUGGUUUCUCAAGAAGACAGUAAGUCUGAAGACCGCUAUGUUGGUAAAAGGGAGGAGAACCCCUUCCUCCCACUACAUUUCUCGCCCCAUGACAUAGCACUGCAUGGCUACCUGACACAAUUGGUAGGGAAGGAGUAACUGUAUGAAAUGGCUUCAUGCUGAGAUUUCUUUAAG